AUGAGCAAAUUUACUUACCUUCAAAAUGGCAACGUACCGAACGGUGUUGCGAACGGUGCUGCUGCACCACACACGAACGGUCAUCAUCACCAAAAUGGACAUUCGAACGGUAACCGGAAUGGUACCGUCUCGUUGCCGGCUGCCGAAGCUUACCAGCAAAAGGGAGCAACGAGCGGUCCCUUCCAUAUGCCACGCACAGAGCACGCUGGGUACACCUACGACACGCUGCAGGAAAUCGCAAAUUAUCUCCUGGCGCGCACGGAACUCCGCCCGAAGGUUGGAAUCAUUUGUGGGUCCGGGUUGGGUACGCUGGCGGAUCAGCUGACCGAUGUGGACAGCUUCGACUACGAGACGAUCCCACACUUUCCCGUCUCUACCGUGGCCGGCCAUGUCGGGCGGCUUGUGUUCGGUUAUCUGGCCGGUGUACCAGUCAUGUGCAUGCAGGGCCGUUUCCAUCACUACGAAGGAUAUCCGCUCGCAAAGUGUUCCAUGCCCGUGCGUGUAAUGCAUCUGAUCGGUUGCACACAUCUGAUCGCGACCAAUGCGGCCGGUGGUGCCAAUCCCAAGUACCACGUGGGUGACAUCAUGCUCAUCAAGGAUCACAUCAAUCUGAUGGGUUUCGCCGGCAACAAUCCGCUGCAGGGUCCAAACGAUGAACGCUUUGGACCACGGUUCUUCGGCAUGGCCAACACGUACGAUCCGAAACUCAUCCAGACGGCGAAAGUGAUCGGCCGUCAGAUUGGGAUCGAGAAUGAGCUGCGCGAGGGUGUCUACACCUGUCUCGGUGGACCCAACUUCGAAACGGUCGCCGAGGUGAAGAUGCUGGCCAUGCUCGGUGUCGAUGCGAUCGGUAUGUCGACGGUGCACGAGAUCAUCACGGCACGGCACUGCGGCAUGACGUGCCUUGCCUUCAGCCUCAUCACCAACAUGUGCACGAUGAGCUACGAGGAGGAGGAAGAGCACUGUCACGACAGUAUUGUGGGUGUCGGUAAGAACCGGGAGAAGACACUGGGCGAGUUUGUUAGCCGCAUUGUCAAGCAUAUUCACUACGAAACGAAGAAGUAA
Molecule: messenger RNA, 1065 nt
Organism: Anopheles marshallii
Lineage: Eukaryota; Metazoa; Arthropoda; Insecta; Diptera; Culicidae
Product: purine nucleoside phosphorylase
Exons: 3
Coding region: 1-1065 (354 amino acids)
Biological process (GO): nucleoside metabolic process
Cellular component (GO): cytoplasm
Molecular function (GO): purine-nucleoside phosphorylase activity
Source: RefSeq, a predicted model, not a curated record